This is a messenger RNA of Drosophila arizonae, 1615 nucleotides long. It is a transcript of the gene eff, whose product is annotated as ubiquitin-conjugating enzyme E2 eff. NCBI's taxonomy places the organism in Eukaryota, Metazoa, Arthropoda, Insecta, Diptera, Drosophilidae. The record is from RefSeq and is a predicted model, not a curated record.
CCAGACAGUUAACUGCAUGAGAUAGCUGUGCUGUUCUCUUGAUGAGUGUUGAAAAUUAUCAUACACUUUCCAACACCUAGACACGUCACACACUAAAGUCGUCUCUGUCACACUCGCGCACUUUGAAACGUCGUUCACUUCGUCCGCUGUUAGUCAUCGUGUCGGUCUCACUCACAUCCGUUCGUCGCUUAGAGCAGCGAAAAUAUCGCAGCCGUAGUUGUCGUCGGGGCGCCGUUCUACUCGCAGUGCUGCAAUAUUUCUAGACUGUAACCUCGGAGAAAAGCUGAGCAGAAAAUAGCCAGAACACAGUGAAAAUAUAAAGCCUACCGCAGCUUUUGUGUUUCGUUUGGUUUUUUCUAUAGCAUUUUUCAAUAGUUAACAAUUUCUCGUUUUGUGUAAUUCGACAAAGAACAAAAAGUAAUCGAAAAGCAAAGAGAAACGUACAACUGAUACACUCUCACCAACACAACACCACACACACAAGAAAAUCAAAUUUCAAUCAGAAAAUGGCGUUAAAAAGAAUCAAUAAGGAACUGCAAGAUCUGGGCAGAGAUCCACCUGCACAAUGUUCAGCUGGACCAGUUGGAGAUGAUUUAUUUCACUGGCAAGCAACAAUAAUGGGCCCGCCGGACAGCCCUUAUCAAGGAGGUGUAUUUUUCUUAACUAUACAUUUUCCAACAGACUAUCCUUUUAAGCCGCCUAAAGUGGCCUUUACAACACGCAUAUACCAUCCAAACAUUAACAGCAAUGGAUCCAUUUGCCUCGAUAUAUUAAGAUCUCAGUGGUCGCCAGCAUUAACUAUUUCAAAAGUCUUAUUAUCAAUUUGCUCUCUACUCUGUGAUCCCAAUCCAGAUGAUCCACUUGUUCCAGAGAUUGCCAGAAUAUAUAAGACCGAUCGGGAAAAAUACAAUGAACUGGCACGGGAGUGGACUAGAAAGUAUGCUAUGUGAUGCGUUCCAGAUUGCAGCAACAACAGUCCAACAACAACAGCAACAACAAUAAGAAAAUUAGUAACAGCAAAGAAAACAUCAACAAAAACAACAACAACAACAUCAAUAGCAAACACAACAAAAGCAACAAAGAUUACAUUUAACAAUAGUUACAACAGCUGUGACAGCUGCCUUCUCCCCUGCUUUAGCAUCAACAUCAGCAUCGGCUCUAGCUCCUCUAGGAAUGGCAACAGCGAUGAUAGCAUCAAAAGAAGGAGCUGAGGCUGCAGCAGCAACAACAACAACAGCAACAAAAACAGCAACAGCAGCAGCAGCAAACAUACAAACACCAAUUAAUAACAGUAACAAUAACAGCGGCAGCAGCAGCCACGAGUGGAACGGAGGCAAUGUUCCAACAACAACAACAUCAACAGCAAUCAAAUGCAACUGCAGUAAGAGUUACGGCAGCAGCAACUGUCAAAUUGGCAUGAAGUUUAUUUGACCGCUAAAGCCGCAGCAGCAGCAGCAGCAGCAGCAGCAUGAAAGGAAAAUAAUUUAAUAAUAAUUACUGAAAAAAGAAUUAUGUAAGCAUAAACAUUUAAAGCGAGACAGCUACCAACAACACAGCAUCCCACACAUAAUAAGUUUAAAAACAAAACAACAAAUAAAGAUCAGCUGGAAAAUUA